AUGUCUUCUGAGUCAGAGAAGGAUAAAGAGAGACUGAUUCAAGCUGCCAAACUAUUCUUCUUCCACAUACGAGAUCUGGCUUCCUUCAUAAAUAGGUUUGUUGAACUAUUUAACGUCAUGAUGAAGACUCAGAUCCUCCCCAUGAAGCUGAACGAAGAGAGCUGCCUUAAAGAUUUCUUUGAACAAAUGAUCAAAAAUUUUAAAGAGAUGCAACUGAUGGUGGAUGGAAAGCACAAACAAACGCAAAAGGAGCCUUUGUGUUCCAAGGUGGUGACUGCUGUGGCUUCUGCCGCGGAGAAGUGUGCCAACAUCACUCCACACCACACCGCGGAAGAAAUGCUAAAAAACAUCCAGGCAUCAGGUGCUGCCAUGCUCCUCAAGACCAGUCACAUUCUUGUGAAUCUAGAAACUUCUCUCUCACUCCUGAUGCAGUUUCCCAUCAUGGGUCUUCGAUUAAGUGACUUCUAUAGAGAGGAGACCAAAGAACAAUCAGAUGCCACCACAUCUGGAAAAAGCACGAGUCCAGAAUGUCCCAAAGCCAUUACAGAGGAAAUCUUGAAGAAGCUGCAAGAUGUGCUAAGUACCGAGAAUGCCCACAAGCCAGUAGAAGCAGCUGCAGAUGAACUGGAACAGUUUGUCAAGACUAUGGAGAUGACUUUACAGGUUCUCCAGAAAUUCAUAAAGACCAUGGAAGGGGACACCUCUGUACUUACGCAGGCUCAGGGCAAGUAG
Molecule: messenger RNA, 732 nt
Organism: Arvicanthis niloticus (Nile rat)
Lineage: Eukaryota; Metazoa; Chordata; Mammalia; Rodentia; Muridae
Source: RefSeq, a predicted model, not a curated record